UUUAAGUGAUUCAAUGUGCUUUACAGUGUAGAGAGGAAGUGAAACUGUGAUUUUUGGUUUAAGUGCAAGGAUGGAUAUGUCCGGGACCAUGUCGGGGGCGAAUUCGCUCAACAUGAGGCCACUCUUCAGUGGAUACCCUUUUCAAGUUGCUGUUGAAUACGCAUCGCCAAAUAUGUAUGGUCAAGGCCGCGUCAACCAGCUCGGCGGUGUGUUCAUCAACGGUCGCCCCCUGCCCAACCACAUCCGCCUGAAGAUCGUCGAGAUGGCAGCCGCCGGCAUUCGGCCGUGCGUGAUCUCCCGCCAGCUGCGCGUUUCCCAUGGCUGCGUCUCGAAGAUACUGAACCGCUACCAGGAGACGGGCUCGAUUCGUCCCGGUGUGAUCGGGGGCUCCAAGCCGAAGGUGGCCACACCGGAAGUGGAAACGCGCAUCGAGGAGAUGAAGAAGAUGAACCCGGGCAUCUUUAGCUGGGAGAUACGCGAGAAGCUGAUUAAGACCGAUCCGAGCGCGGGCUAUUGCAGCGCGGACGGCGGCCUCCACAGACAGCCAGGCGCAGAUUACCGAUGUCGUGAGGAAGGCGUUUCGGAUCCACCGAGUGUUUCGUCCAUCAGCCGGCUGCUGCGAGGGGGAGGCAGUGCCCCAGACGGACGGAAGGACGACGACGGGCGGAAGGAUUACAGCAUCCACGGGAUUUUGGGAGGUCGUGGAUCAGACUCGAGCGAUACGGAAUCCGAGCCGGGGAUCCUGCUGAAGCGUAAACAGCGUCGGUCACGGACGACCUUCACCGGUGAACAGUUGGAGGCGCUGGAGAAGGCCUUCCAGCGGACGCAAUAUCCGGAUGUUUACACGAGGGAAGAGUUGGCCUCGUCGACGAACCUGACGGAAGCCCGCAUCCAGGUGUGGUUCAGCAAUCGACGGGCUCGGUUGCGCAAGCAUGCCGGCUCGCAGAUGUCCACUCCGCUAGGUUCGCUGGGAUCCAUUCCGAUGACCCAGUACCAUCCGGGGGUACCGACACAGGAGUCGUACCAGAUGGCCGCCGCCGCUAACUAUGACUUUGUCAGCCACAGUCCAGCUUCGUUUUCCGCCGGGUACCAGCAUGGGCACUUUGGUGGACAGAAUUUUGGCCCGAAUGCGAUGGGAUUCCACCAGAAUAGUCAAGAUUUCAUCCCACCGGAGUACACCAAAAUGAUGAACGAAGAAUACCUCAAGCCGGCGCACGAAAAUUCCUCUUCGGUCAAGUUGAGUCCAACGGCGGCCCACGGGGGUCCAGCUUCGCUAGGGGACAGCUAUGCAACCAAAUUGAGUACGGUGGCGUCGACGGCGUCGGCGGCGGCGGUGGUGGCCUCCAGCAUUGCUCCACAGGAAUCGUCCUGGAGUCAAAGCUACCCACCGCACCCGGGACAGAGCUACGGAGCGAACCUUGGCCCUAGCUGUCCUCCGUCGGUAACCUCCGGCGGUCCCGUUGAAUACCACCAGAUGCAACAGGCCUACACCAACAAUACCCUGGCGGCGGCCAAGUACUGGUCAUGAUGCGGUCUCUCUGCUUGAGCAGUGUUUGACUUGAUAUUUAAAUUGUAGAUCUUCUGAAGGUUUCCUGUCCUGUUUAGCAAAGUUAGGUUAAGUUAUCAAACUAAGAAGGUUUCCUAAUUGUUUUGCAAUAGUUUCUUCCUCCAAAGGGUGCGCAGUAAGACGAUCCCAAAUCUCUUAAACUAAAGCUCCUAUUUUAGAUUUUUCGAACAUGCUUUGAAUAGGUAGCUGUUUUAGGUUAGGUUUUAUUCAUUCAAUAUUUAUUUUCAGAAAAAUUUCAUGACACGCAUACAACUAGGUCUCACUUAGCCUUCCACCAAACAAAGCGUAGUGAUUAGACAAAUAAAAUUUAAAAACCAUUGACACAAAACGUGUGAAUAAAUGCCUUAAAUUACA
Molecule: messenger RNA, 1921 nt
Organism: Ochlerotatus camptorhynchus
Lineage: Eukaryota; Metazoa; Arthropoda; Insecta; Diptera; Culicidae
Gene: gsb-n
Product: gooseberry-neuro
Exons: 7
Coding region: 71-1528 (485 amino acids)
Biological process (GO): regulation of transcription by RNA polymerase II; anatomical structure development
Molecular function (GO): DNA-binding transcription factor activity, RNA polymerase II-specific; RNA polymerase II cis-regulatory region sequence-specific DNA binding
Source: RefSeq, a predicted model, not a curated record